AUGGCGUUUGGCAUCCUCGAGCCAAGCUCGGGGGAAAAGGUUCCAGGCACGACGCACUUCUACGAUGACCCUUCGCAGCCGCAGCUGGCGACGGAGCAGGACGCGGCCAGGCUCAAGUGCGACACCAGCGGCAAGACGCCCAUCAUCCUCGUCCCCCAGCCCUCGGAUGACCCCAACGACCCCCUCAACUGGCCGCUGUGGAAGCGCGACCUCGUCACCUUCACCCUCUGCUGGGCCGGCGUCCUGGCCACGUCGCUGGGCCCCAUCCUGGCCGCCAACACCGUCACCCUGUCGCGCCUCUUCACAAAGACCUUUACAAAGGUCGCCCUGCUCACCGGCUACUUCCUGCUCGGCGCCGGCGCCGCCGCCAUCUUCUUCGUGCCCUCGGGCCGCGUCUGGGGCAAGCGCCACCUCUUCCUGCUCGGCAUCCUCAUCAUCGUCGCGUCGAGCGCCUGGGCCGGGUCCACGGGCACAAACUACGGCAGCCUGCUGGGCGCCCGCGUCCUCCAGGGCGUGGGCACCGCGCCGUACGAGAGCCUGCUGAAUGCCGCCGUGGGCGACAUGUACUUUGUCCAUCAGCGCGGCGUGCGCAUGGCCUUUACCAACCUGGCCAUCUUUGGCGGCGCCUUCUUCACGCCCAUUGUCGUGGGCAAGAUCACGGCGGCCAUGGGCUGGAAGUGGACGUUUUACUUUGUCUCCAUCUUCAUGGCGGCGACGCUCCCUGCCGUCUUCUUGCUGUGCCCCGAGACGGCGUAUCGGCGAGACACCAAGCUCAACACCGACACCAACGCCGAGGCCGAGGACGAGAUCAAGCUCCAGUCGCGCAUCGCCACCGUCAGCAACCCGCCGUCCGAUGAAGACGAGACGCCCAAGCAGCGCCCGGGCUUUGUCCUCUUCCCCACGUCGCGCGCGCUGCAGCCCAUUGGCAAUGCCAGGACGCCCAAGAAGUCGUUUGUCGAAUCGCUAUCCCUCUUUGACGGCGCCAAGACCGAGGAGCGUUACUGGGUGCUGCUGCUCCGGCCGUUUCCCCUCAUCCUCAACCCGGCCUUCAUCUGGGGGUGCCUGAUCCAGGGCACCAUGAUCGGGUGGACCAUCUUCAUCGGCGUCCUCGUCGCGGCCAUCUUCAUUGGCCCGCCGUACUUUUGGGGCGAGGUCAAGGCGGGCUACGCCUACACGGGAGCCUUUGUGGGCGCGCUGUGCGGCUUUGCCAUCUCGGGCCUCCUCGCGGACUCGAGCGUCAAGUACCUGACGCGCAAGAACCGUGGCGUGUACGAGCCCGAGUUUCGGAUCCUGCUCGUGAUUCCCAUGCUGAUUGUCGGCGGCAUCGGCCUGUUUGGGUUCGCCAUGACGGCAGGCAAUGUCAUUUCCGGCGAGUUCAGCUACAUUGUGCCUCUGGUCUUUUUUGGCUUCGAGGUCGCCGGCAUGGUGAUUGGCGCUGUUGCGAGCUCGCUGUACAUUGUCGACGCUUACCGAGACCUGACGAUUGAAGGCUUCACCCUGAUGAUCAUCUUCAAAAACAUCUUCAGCUUCAUCCUGACAUUUUUCGCCUACGACUGGCUCAUUACUGGCGGCAUCGAGCACACCAUGAUUGCCAUUUCGAUUGUCCAGGUUGUCGUAUGCGUCAUUAGCAUUCCGAUGUAUGUGUUUGGCAAGCGCUGUCGAGCGUUUUAUCAUCGCCACGAUUUAUUGGCUCUCACAGGUCUGCGAUGA
Molecule: messenger RNA, 1710 nt
Organism: Trichoderma reesei QM6a
Lineage: Eukaryota; Fungi; Ascomycota; Sordariomycetes; Hypocreales; Hypocreaceae
Exons: 5
Coding region: 1-1710 (569 amino acids)
Biological process (GO): transmembrane transport
Molecular function (GO): transmembrane transporter activity
Source: RefSeq, a predicted model, not a curated record